CCGCCGGGAACGGUUCGUAGCGGGGCGAGGCGGUAGAACUACGACUCCCAUGGCCUAGUGCGUGCUGCCCGGGUGUAGAGCCGCCCGGCUGGCGGCGAUGGAAGCGUGGCGCCGUGUGAGGCGGGGCUGCAGCCGGUGCGGCUGCGGGGGAAGAGGCCGACACCCCAUGCUGCCCCGUCACAUGCAGAGGCUGGGCAGAGAUUGGGUUGCCCACUGGGAUAGCCCUCAAAGAUUCUGCUGGAACAGUUGUAUCUCCAAUUCUAUAAGGUGGGCUGAUCACUAUUCUUGGGCUCCGUAUGUCAGCACUGCGGAUUUUACAGUGAAUUGGAGACCGCCUCACUUUUUUGGGCCUUGGAGACCGCCUCACUUUUUCGGGCCUUGGAGACCGCCUCAGUACUGGAACUGGCAACGUGAUAACUUCACACACAACUCUUCUUUUCAUCUCUCUAAUCCUAAUAUGAAAUCCGAGGGAGAUGAACCUUCUUCAAAAAGGAGAAGACACAGUGGUCAGAAUGAUGUUUGCAGUCCUAAUGAAGAAAUUAGCAGCUCUAAUCAGAAUGAAGCAGCCUGUCUUUCUACUCCACCAAAAAAUGAAAAAGAAAAUACUGCAAACACAAGAGGCCUGAUCAAAAGACAUUGGGAGUAUUUCUGUCACCAUAGUAAAACAAUGAAGAUUCUUGAAGAUAAGCAAAUUGACCAAAACAAUACAGAAGACAAGGGAAAGUUUGAUUUUACUGUGAUGUCCUACAAUAUCCUUUCACAGAAUUUGUUAGAAGAUAACUCCCACCUGUAUAAACACUGCAGACGGCCAGUGUUAAUGUGGGGUUAUAGAUUUCCCAACAUUCUACGGGAAAUCAAACAACUGGAUGCAGAUGUACUGUGUUUGCAAGAAGUACAAGAGGACCAUUUUGGAAUGGAGAUCAAGCCGAGUUUGGAAUAUUUGGGUUAUCAUUGUGAAUAUAAAAUGAGGACAGGAAGGAAACCUGAUGGCUGUGCUAUUUGUUUCAAAAUUUCCAAAUUUAAUCUUCUCUCUUCAAACCCAGUGGAAUUUUUCCGCCAUGAUAUUCCACUCUUGGACAGAGACAAUGUUGGACUAGUGUUGCUUCUGCAGCCCAGAUUUCACUGUAAAGCUACUGCUGCAGUCUGUAUAGCCAACACGCAUCUGCUGUAUAAUCCAAGGCGAGGGGACAUUAAACUGACCCAACUGGCGAUGUUACUGGCAGAGAUUGCCAGCGUUGCCCAUCAGAAAGAUGGUAGAUUCUGUCCUAUUAUCAUUUGUGGUGACUUCAACUCUGUUCCUGGUUCUCCACUGUACAGUUUUAUAAAGGAAGGAAAGCUGAAUUAUGAAGGACUACCUAUAGGAAAGGUGUCUGGGCAAGAACAGUUUCCUAGAGGACAAAGGAUCCUAACUAUUCCAAUUUGGCCCCCAAGUCUAGGCAUUUCACAGAGCUGUGUGUAUGAGAUACGACAGCAGCAACAAGAAGAAAACACAGGUGGAGAGAAAAAAGAAGCGGAACUGGAGCACACAGAAGAGAUCGUAAUAGCAGCUGAAAAGUUUCCUUCAAAAUUACAACACCACUUUAGAUUAUCUUCAGUCUAUUCUCAUUACUUACCUGAAAGUGGGGUUCCAGAAGUAACAACUUGUCACUCCAGAAGUGCUGUCACUGUGGAUUACAUUUUCUAUUCUGCAGCAAAGGAUGAUAGUGCUGCUCAGCCAGGAGUUGAAGAUACUUUUGAUGGAGGUCUGAAGCUUCUUGGUAGAUUAUCACUUUUAACAGAGCAAGAUCUGUGGACAGUUAAUGGUCUUCCCAAUGAACAUAACUCUUCUGAUCACCUUUCCUUACUAGCUCAGUUCAGGCUUAUUGAAGAAUAAUUCCCAAAUUAUUUUUAUACCUGCACUUUCCUUCACCACCUCUUCUUCCUGUAAUUUUUUUAAUUCAAGGACUGUCAGACUGGUUAAAUUAAGUUCGCCUGCAUGCUGAAUUUUUAGUGUUGUGUAAAGUAGAGUUUUUAAAGAGAUUUCUUUGUAAAGUUGCUUAAAUUACUUUGUGGAGUCAUUAAGACAAAAAGAAAUGAGUUUACAUUAGCUUCCUCUUUUUGAUAAUGGAAAAUGUCUGUGCCAUAGUCUGAAAAUGGCAUUAUUUUUAAAAAAGAUGUUUUUAUUGUAAAUCAUAGUAAAAUGGGUGAUGGUUCUUAAGUACAGUGUACUUCUCUCAAUCCUUCAAGCAAAAGAUUGUGUUUGCAGCAAGUUUCAUAAUGAACUCAAAGUAGAUUUCUAUGUAGUUUCAAGUGUAUUCUAUUUCAAGUUGCUUUUGUUGCCCUUCCCAAAUAUCUAAAUAUUGGGCACAAUCUUGGAGUCCCUCAGCAGGAAUUUAGCUAAUGCCAGGGCAGCAGGAUUGAGCCUAUUCUUGCAGUGUAGUAAUUAGUUAUGUUCUAAAAAAUGAUUGUAUAAUGGUUAAUCUUACAAGAGUACAACAUGUUUUGCUGAUGUGCAGAAGCUUUAAAAAGAAUCUGAAAUGAAACCAAAUAGGCAAUUUGUGGUAUCUGAACACACAGCGGUAAAGCACAGGUAGAUCUGAAGGAGCUUUCAUGUUUGAACACUGUGUGUGUUUGUUUGAAACAGACUUAUCUGGGAGUCAGACCUUUUGAGGUUUUGGAAGUGUUUAUGGAAUAGAUGAGGCUGUUUUUCAUGUAUUCAUCAUUUAAAUAUUGUAACAUUACUACAGCUCCAGAAUAGUCAGUAUUUAAAGAUUCCCUCAUGUUCAGUUUCAUAAUACACCAUGACACAGCACACCCUGCAAAACACCUAGGAUUUACAGAUGAAACUUUAAUGUGCUACUGCAUUAACAAACUUCUUGGCUGAGGGGAGGAGAAACAGAAAUUCUUGUGACUUAAAUUAUAUAUGGAUCUGUGUGUGAUUGAGUUAACUAGGGGGAAGGGAUAGCUCAGUGGUUUGAGCAUUGGCCUGCUAAACCCAGGGUUGUGAGUUCAAUCCUUGAG
Messenger RNA from Mauremys mutica (yellowpond turtle), 3000 nucleotides. RefSeq names its product angel homolog 2 (gene ANGEL2). Lineage: Eukaryota; Metazoa; Chordata; Testudines; Geoemydidae. Gene Ontology annotation, biological process: 3'-UTR-mediated mRNA stabilization. The record is from RefSeq and is a predicted model, not a curated record. Gene Ontology annotation, molecular function: 3'-5'-RNA exonuclease activity; mRNA 3'-UTR binding. The transcript has 9 exons. The coding region runs from base 98 to 1873 and encodes 591 amino acids.